AUGGUCAUCCACUACUAUCGAUGCCACAAGGUCUUAGUUGAUAGCGGCGCAGCGGUCAGCGUCAUGUUCGGCAGUUGCUACGAAGGCCUCAACCGAGAUAGGAAGAAACUCAGCCCAGACCAUGAACCCUUAAUAAGCUUAGCCGGAGAAAUCACACAGCCUCUGGGAUCCGAUAAUUUGCGGAUCACACUGGGCGGCGGUAGCACUAUCGCCACCAUGGCAGCACAAUUCAUCACCGUCGACUGCCUCUCCUCCUACAACGUCAUCCUGAGACGUGACGCCAUAUGGGGACUCCAAUGCUUUGUGGAAGGACACAUGCUAAUGAUGAAGAUACCUACCCCGAGCAGCAUCCUCACCAUCAGAGGCAAUCAAGAGCUCACGAGACAGUGCAACUCCUUGACUGUCGCAAGGGGGCAUGGUAGACGAGAGGUACUUCUAACUUCAGACCUACCCUCUCCCUCCAACAAGCCAGAUGAUCUAAGGGAAGAUCUCGAGAUUCUGGAAGACCGCGACAACCGCAACAAAAAGAAGGACAAUAAGCGCAAACUCAAGCACCCGAGACCAGAUGCUUUGGAAGACCUGAUAUCGGUUUCCAUAUCCGAUACGCAUCCAGAAAGAAAAGUUAAGAUCGGAUCCAAAAUAGAUCCACAGUUCCAAGCGGAGCUCAUCGCCUUCCUCAAGACUAGACAGGAAGUGUUCUCAUGGUCGUACGCUGAUAUGCCAGGGAUAUCGCCAGACCUGCUAUCGCCAGACCUGAUUACCCACAAACUCACCAUCUCACCGGACGUUCCCCCAAUCCAACAGAAAAGAAGAGCAUUUACAGAAGAAAAAUACAAAGCCAUCCAGGCUGAAGUCAAAAAACUCCAAGACAUCGGGUUUAUCAGGGAGGUCUCCUACCCGACAUGGCUCUCCAAUGUUGUAAUGGUAAAGAAGCCCAACGAAAAAUGGCGCAUGUGUGUCAAUUACACCAACUUGAAAAAGGCUUGCCCGAAUAACAGUUUUCCCCUACAGAGAAUCGAUAAGCUAGUCGACUCCACUGCAGGCCACAAGCUCCUCAGUUUUAUGGACGCCUUCUCGGGCUACAACCAAAUCGCCAUGGAACCUUCCGAUCAAGAGCACACAUCUUUCACCACCGAUAAGGGUUUGUACUAUUACAGGGUAAUGCCAUUUGGUCUAAAGAACGCUGGGGCUAUGUACCAGAGACUGGUUAAUGCCAUGUUCUCAGAUCAUAUCGGUAAGAUCAUAGAGGUAUAUGUGGACGACAUGCACGUCAAAAGGGUCACCAUUUAA
Rosa chinensis is the source of this 1290-nucleotide messenger RNA. RefSeq lists its product as uncharacterized. The record is from RefSeq and is a predicted model, not a curated record. NCBI's taxonomy places the organism in Eukaryota, Viridiplantae, Streptophyta, Magnoliopsida, Rosales, Rosaceae. The transcript has a single exon. Bases 1 to 1290 code for a protein of 429 amino acids.